CGGCUGGGACAACAGAGCGGGAGCAUACUCUCGCCAAUCGAAGUGCUAGAGGCGGGUCUGACAGUUCGAGGACGGUUACGGCGCCAUGAAUAUCUUGCCCAAGAAGAGCUGGCACGUCCGGAACAAGGAUAAUGUGGCCCGCGUACGGCGCGACGAGGCCCAGGCCCGGGAGGAGGAGAAAGAGCGGGAGCGGAGAGCGCUGCUCGCUCAGCAAGAGGCCCGCACAGAAUUCCUACGCAAGAAAGCCAGGCACCAGAACUCGCGAUCUGCACUUGAAGCAGUGGAGGCGGGAGCCCCAAGUCCUGGCCCCGUGGACCUGUUUCGAGAGCUGCUAGAAGAAGGGAAAGGGGUGACCAGAAGCAAUAAAGAGUACGAGGAGGAAAAGCGACAGGAGAAAGAGAGGCAGGAGAAAGCGCUGGGCAUCCUGACGUACCUGGGCCAGAGUGCUGCGGAAGCCCAGACACAACCCCCAUGGUACCAGCUCCCCCCGGGCCGAGGGGCCUCCCCACCCCGCCUAGGUCCCGAUGAGAAGAUCAAGAGACAUCUGGACCCUCUGCGGGAGAUGCAGAAGCACUUGGGGAAGAAGAGGCAGCAAAGCGGGGACAAGGGCAGGCCCAGCAGAAAGGAGAAGAAGGGGUCUGAGAAACAGCGGCCAAAGGAGCCCCCAUCACUGGACCAGCUUCGAGCGGAACGUCUCCAGCGGGAAGCAGCUGAGAGGGCCCGGGCAGAGGACCUGCUGGCCCGGGUCCGAGGCAGAGCCCCCCAAGAGGACCCACCAGAGGAGGAGACAGACGAGCGGCGGCGGCGCUACAACUCCCAGUUCCACCCCAAGCUGGCCCGGCGCCCCUGCCAGCAGGAUGCCCAGCCCUCCCACUGA
This is a messenger RNA of Trichechus manatus latirostris (Florida manatee), 877 nucleotides long. RefSeq names its product leukocyte receptor cluster member 1 (gene LENG1). Bases 86 to 877 code for a protein of 263 amino acids. NCBI's taxonomy places the organism in Eukaryota, Metazoa, Chordata, Mammalia, Sirenia, Trichechidae. The record is from RefSeq and is a predicted model, not a curated record. The transcript is spliced from 4 exons.